Molecule: messenger RNA, 774 nt
Organism: Tympanuchus pallidicinctus (lesser prairie-chicken)
Lineage: Eukaryota; Metazoa; Chordata; Aves; Galliformes; Phasianidae
Gene: EEF1B2
Product: eukaryotic translation elongation factor 1 beta 2
Exons: 6
Coding region: 64-738 (224 amino acids)
Biological process (GO): translational elongation
Cellular component (GO): eukaryotic translation elongation factor 1 complex; cytosol
Molecular function (GO): guanyl-nucleotide exchange factor activity; translation elongation factor activity
Source: RefSeq, a predicted model, not a curated record
UGCUGGGCCUCUUUGCGCGGCGGCGGGGCUUCGGUGUGGGUGGCGUUGGGCGCCGCUGCCGCCAUGGGCUUUGGGGACCUUAAGUCCGCUGCCGGUCUGCGGGUCCUCAACGACUUCCUGGCCGACAAGAGCUACAUCGAAGGGUAUGUGCCCUCCCAGGCCGACAUAGCGGUCUUUGAAGCUGUCGGUGCCCCGCCUCCUGCAGAGCUGUUCCAUGCCCUUCGGUGGUACAAUCACAUUAAGUCCUACGAAAAGCAAAAGGCGAGUCUGCCAGGAAUAAAGAAGGCUUUGGGGAAAUAUGGUCCUGCUGAUGUUGAAGACACAACAGGUGCAGCCACAGAUAGCAAAGAUGAUGAUGACAUUGAUCUUUUUGGAUCUGAUGAUGAAGAGGAAAGUGAAGAAGCGAAGAAACUGAGGGAAGAACGCCUGGCCCAGUAUGAAUCAAAGAAGUCCAAAAAACCAGCUGUUGUUGCCAAAUCAUCAAUCUUGCUUGAUGUGAAACCUUGGGAUGAUGAGACAGACAUGGCCAAAUUAGAGGAGUGCGUUCGAAGCAUUCAAGCAGAUGGCCUGGUCUGGGGGUCUUCCAAGCUAGUACCAGUUGGCUAUGGUAUCAAAAAGCUUCAGAUUCAGUGUGUUGUUGAAGAUGAUAAAGUUGGAACAGACAUGCUGGAAGAAAGAAUAACAGCUUUUGAAGAUUAUGUACAAUCAAUGGAUGUAGCUGCUUUCAACAAGAUCUAAGCCUUGAUUUAUCUAGAAUAAAUAUAAUUGCAAAAA